AUGCAGAGGUGGGAAGAGAAGCUUAAGAUGUCUCACUUAGCUGAAAUGGUGUUUGGAGAGAAUGCGUUAGUACUUAAACACUUAGGCAGCAACACUAAGAUUCAUUUUAACGGGUUUGAUGCACUUGCGGGUUGGAAGCAAGAAGGACUUACACCUGUUGAGGUUCCUGCUGCCGCAAAAUGGAAGUUCAGGAGCAAGCCGUCCCAGCAGGUGAUACUGGAUUAUGAUUACACUUUUACUACGCCUUACUGUGGUAGCGGAGUUGUUGAGAAAGAUCAAGAAACGGUAGUUUUGUAUGAAGAUGAACUGGCUGCCAAUGGAGUGUCACUUCUGACUGUGAAAGUGGCGAGAUUGACCACAGAGCUCAAGGAUAAAGUCGCUCACGUUGGUGCCAGUCUUGUCAAUGAAUGUGCAAGUGAUGAAUAUGGAUUAUAG
This is a messenger RNA of Brassica napus (rape), 435 nucleotides long. Its product is annotated as TIP41-like protein. Gene Ontology annotation, biological process: TOR signaling. Bases 1 to 435 code for a protein of 144 amino acids. The record is from RefSeq and is a predicted model, not a curated record. Gene Ontology annotation, cellular component: cytosol. The transcript has 6 exons. NCBI's taxonomy places the organism in Eukaryota, Viridiplantae, Streptophyta, Magnoliopsida, Brassicales, Brassicaceae.